AUGCUCGCGACCCCCUCGACGCGAAGGUACUCGAGCACAUGGCCACCAAGGGAGACCGACGUCGCGCGCGACGGCGAGGACUUCGGCGAUGUGAACUGGGAGGCGCUCCGCUGCAGGCUGGUUGUUACUGUGCUGGCGCUCGACUCGGAGGCGGGCUUCCGCUCGCACAAGAUCGAGACCAGCCUGCCCAAGGAUCUGAACUGGGAGGGCCGCCUGAAGGAUCGGGAGAUCGGCCGCGGAGGGUCUGAGACCACGACGCCCCACAAGCUCACGCUGGAGCAGGUGCUUGACUUGUUGCCGCCGCCAGGAGUCGCCGCCUCGAUCGAGGCCGCCGACGUCGCGACGGGCUUCGUCCGCGACGCCCUGCUCGACCCGUCGCUGGCGCUGCUGCCGCCUGGGCUGCGCCGCGCGGCCCCCACUUCAGCGCGGGUUUGGGCUGCUGAGGGCGAGUGGCAUCGCAUCGUGGAGGCAUUGCGCGCGCCGUGCAUGAUUGCCGCGAUCCCAGCGAGUGAGAUCGAUCGCCGCGACGGCGCCCCCCUGCUGAACGGCGCCUUCGGUGCCCCAAAGGUCCACGACGCUCCUGUCAAGUGCAGCGAUGGGGAGCUGCGGCCCGUGCUUAGGCCCAUCGCGAAUCAGACCCCGUCGAAUGCGCGCCAGGAGUGCAUCGUGGGGGGCGCGCCCGAGAUGCCGAAGAUGGGCCAGCUCAACGGCCUAGCGCUAACGGAGUCCGAGGACCUGCUGCGGAACGGCGCCGACAGGAAGGAUGGUGGCGCUACUCGCAUCUGCCUGCGCGUGAUCGGGAUGGGCUGGAUCAGCGCGGCGGGGGCCACGACUCACCUUCACGGCAAUAUGCUGCGCUGGAGCAGUUUGGUGCCGCGCGGACUUAGCCCCAGCUGCGAGAUUACGCGACGGCGCCGAUUGCCGCUGGAGAAGCUGCGCGGGACGGUGCCGGCGCUGCUGUCUGACGCGCGGGCUUGUUAUGAAGCGGCUGGCUCGCCUGGAUCGCCGGGCAAGGACCUUCACCGCGCGGUGCGGGCCACGACCUUGGGAUACCUCGCCGAGGUGGCCAGCCUGGCGUUGUGGGUCCUUGGCAAGAAGCGGGCUAGCGUGCGGUUGAUACGCAUCCCCCUUGGCCGAUGGGUGCGGGUGCAUUGCUUCUGCCGCCCGCCAGCUGCGAGCUUCGCCCGCGCUCGGCGCUGGCUCGGCGACCCGCGCUGCGGGGGCCGCUUCAGCGUCAACGUCGCCGAGGUCCUGCUGAUGUGCCUCGCGCUGUCGGGCCUUUGCGCGGCUGACAUGCGGCUCGAGGUCGACCACCUGGCGACGGCGUCGCACGCUGCGGAGGCUGCAGGCGCCGUGGUCUACAGCACGGCCCUCCCUGGCCGCGGCCGCGCGCUGGCUGCGAGGCGCCAGCGGCCUGCCAACGCAGCUGCCGAGGGGGGGAACGCCUUGAUCACCGUCUUCGACGGGAUCGGCGGUGGUCGCAGGGCCUUCGGGGUCCUCGGGUUGGCCCCCGUGGUUCACUUCUCGUUCGAGGUGGGCCCCAAGGCGGUGCGCGUGGCGCGGCGCUGUUACCCUGGGACCCAGCACCUUGGGGAUGCGACGGAGGCGGGCGCGCCCUCUUCGGCAGGCCUGCUGCCGACGCGGGGCCGCAUUGCGCGAGCGUUGGUCAUCGGCGGUUUCCCCUGCCAGGUGUUCGCGAGCCUCGACGUGGACCGCCGGGGCUCGUCGGACCCUCGAGCCUCCCUCAUCGAUUGCAUGGUCGAGCUCGUCGGGGGUUUGCGGACGGCCACGCCUUGA
Prorocentrum cordatum is the source of this 1797-nucleotide messenger RNA. The record is from the annotation of a GenBank genome assembly. NCBI's taxonomy places the organism in Eukaryota, Dinophyceae, Prorocentrales, Prorocentraceae.